GGAUCAUUACCAUGCACUAUAACUGGAGGAAAAGGAAAUGAAAUUUGCAGUACCCCUGGGCUAAAAAAUAUUGGAUGUUUUGCAUGGUUUUGCCUUAGUGAUGUUGAUGUCUUUGUGCGAGCGUUACUUGUUUCCUUCAUGCAAGCUAAAGUUUUCAUCGCUUUUGUGACGCAAGAAAAGCUAUGCCCUUCCAAGAAAACAGAGCCAAUCAAGUGAUUUGUACAGGAAUCUCGCAGAUCAUCUUAGGCUGCUCCGUUUUCGCUUUGUGCUUUAUACUCAGCGACAGAAGGAGUGAUGACUUCGGGGAAAUGUUUCAAGCAGGUGCCGCUUAUUGGGGUGCAAUACCGGUAAGAACAUAAUUGAUCUUCAGUGUUCAACUGUCUGGGGGUUUCGAAAAGAAAUAAGUAUUUUCCAAUGUGAAUCUUAGUUUCUACGGUAGUGAAGCGUGUUUUGAUUUCUUUUUAUGAAACAAAUUAAAAGACUUCUUUGUUGCUGUUGUGAUUACAGCUACCUUAAAUGAUAUUUACUUUUAACGUAUGACCACGGCCUACACUAAUUUGAUCCUCGUUAUACUUCAUCUUAGGUUUUGUUCAGUUUUGACCCCUGAUAUUAAAAUUCUUAGUCUCUUUUCGCAUUACGGAGCACAAGACAAAUCACAUGCACUUUCCAAUUAACCAAAACUGAGCCUGCAAUUUUAAAUUUCUCUGCAACUUCAGUAACAGAUGUUUUUGCGUUCAUCCUUUAUUCUAGCGUAUCUGUCUCUUCACAGAGAAAACUCCGUUUUAGUUCUACUAUAAGAUGACUGUUUUUUUUCUUUUUUUAACUUAACUUCCGUCGACCAAAACGUAACUUUGUUUUACAGCCCCAUCCGUGCUCGGAAGCUAUAUUUUCUUAUAGAGAUCGAUUAACUAGGGCAUGUUACCCAAUGCCUUGUUCUUUUCAUGUGACCAAAUCCAAUGUUAAUCUAUAACUCUAAACAAUAACUACUGAAUAAACCAAGACUUUAUUUUAUCAAUCUGACUUUUGAACUAGCUGUUGUAUUAUUUCAGUAGAAAAAAAUGUAUUCAUAGCUAAUCAUGGCAACAAAAAUUUUAAAGACUUUCGACACAAGUUUGAAUAUCUUUGUUGUGAUUCCCUGGAGAAAAACCUUUUUUUAAUAAAUCCACCCGUUUAGUGUCAUUGUUUUUCAGGCAGUCCCUUUAAAUGUCGACUUUUAUUUCACUAUCUUUGUGCAUAGCUCGUUAUUUCAUCCUUUUGGCGAUAAAAAACUCAAGAUCGGCAGGUGUAUUGAAAAACAUGUUUUGCAUAUUAACACUGAAAUUUCUAUUGAAAUCGCACGGCGUGAAACGAAACAUGGACGAGAGCAAACACUUCACUGUACUCAACAAACACAUUAGUGUUUUAUUCAUCGUUAAUAGCUCUUUCUGAAUAAAUUACAACUUCUUUUAUUUCAAUGGUGUAACUGUUUCCUUCGUUGCCAUGUUUCCUUCGUAGCUUUGCCGAUUUAAAUUUAUUGCAAAUUAAGUUUUCUGUUUCUCCACUUUUUUCUUCGUCCACGUUAGCUAUAGCUGGAUAUAAUAAAAGAUUUAAAGCAAUACUGACAGCAAUUAUUCCUUAAAAGGAAAAUGAAUUCUAAGUGGGCUGGCUAAUAUUUGUUAGUGCAAUCUCCCAUGUCGCGCUGAACUAAACUGAUCUUAAUUAAAAUACUAGUUUAUUAGCUGAGGACAUGAAAAAAAAAAACCUGUCGGUGGGGUUCAUGAGUGAACACUUCGCCGAGUUUUUAUCGGGAAGCCACCAAACCGGCAGCCAUGAUAAAGCGUAUAUAAUUUAAUGCCUCAUAAAUUAUCAUGUGGUGGGCCAGAAUUAGCAUUAAAAUUACAGAGUACAUACAGCCGGUAUUAAGUGCUUUGGUUCAAUUUUGUCAUCAAAAUACUCUUACACGGUGACAAAAUUGGUAAAAAUAUUGCACAUAGCAAUGAACUGAGUUAUUGCGAUGACAGUUGAUCGCAGGUGUGUAAUGUUGCGCGUAGGCUACGUGGAAAUUUUGUAUUUGGGAAUCUAGAGGGCGUGUAAUAACAGACUAUCAUUAACUGAGGGGUCAGUAAUGCGUGUGGUAUCCGAAAAGAAGCUUUUAGCACUUUGUAUAUCUCCAGACCGGAAUGCUUGGGCUUCCUGUGAUCAGAGGGGGCUUAGUAGGUCCCCCUUUACAUCUUUAAAACCCUCUCAUGAAAUGACCAAAAACAAUUCACAGAAAAAUAUACUCAUUAUUUCCAACAUCUACAGGUAAAAUUUUAUGAACAAAAUGGCGUAAUGUGGCGUCAUUAAUACUUUAUCAGGUCAGUUGUCACUAAAUGUCAAUUAUUAUUUUGGGUUAUUCUCAUGAAAUAAUAAGUUACCAUAGCAACGAUAUAACACGUGUAUAACACCUAAACAUAGGAGACGUUUGUCGAACCACGAAUUGAACAGCCCGUAAUUUUUUAAAUUAACAUCAUAAAAUGCAACGUUUGCCAUUUAGGAUUAUGCAUUUUUGUGCCAUUAUACCCACGACUGUAAGGAUAGCAUUCAAACACGAAAGAAAUGGUUGAAAAAAAUGAAGAAACAUCUUGAAAUUGAUUUAUUGUGUUUCGUGAUUAAUUUCUUUCUUCUCAGAUCGUUAUAACUGGAUUUUUUGGAGUAGCAGGAGGGUGUACUGGCAAAUUUACAGUGGUAAGAAAAUUUAAUGUGAUGAGGCUAGGUUGCCGGACACCAAGGUUUUUUGUCUUCUGAUGUAAUUUCACGAGCCCUUGUCAUUUGAAGAGUCUUGACUGACACUUUUAGAAAAUCUAUCUAUGCUCUACAUCAUGAAUUCUAAUAUAUGUUAUUAUCCUCCGUUCAAAGUAUCUCGUUUACCGUAAAAUUCCGAAAAUAAGCCCCGGGGCUUAUAUUUUUCAAAGGCCCUUUUUGAGGGGCUUAUUUUUGGAGGGGCUUAUAUUCGGAGGGGCUUAUCUACGGAGGGAAAAUUGUGUUCCAAAAUCGAUUGGGCUAGCCUUAUAGUUGGAACGAAAUUGACCGUUUUUGCUUUAUUUUAAAUUGUAUUUUAGGGCAAUUUCCAAGUACAAGCCCCCGGGGGGCUUAUAUUCGGAGACGCGAUUUAACGGAGGGUUUUUUGCGAUACGAGUUUGGGGCUUAUAUUUGGAGGGGCUUAUACAUGGAGGGGCUUAUUGUCGGAAUUUUACGGUAUUUCUUUUUGGAUCUCUGACCAGACAUGUCUUUUCUUGGCUGCUGCCGUAAUUUCCUGUUUUCUUGGAGGAAUCCUCGCAGCAUUCGUAGGAGUGGCGUUAACAGCAAGGAGAUCUGUUGGAGAAUGUGAAAACGGUGAGUGCAUAGAGCACGUGGCAGACCACGUCGAAAGGGGUGCGGGAAAAGGACAAAGGAAGGGGCAUUGGCUACCCCCUCCUCCUCCCUUUCCCCUUUUUGCGCAAACUAUGCAGGCUAGAGAGUGCAUAGUGCGCAUGCUCUCCACGCUCGUCUACAUUAGUUUCGUGCAGGGGGGGUUGGGGGAGGCUGGUUUCGUUUGAUACUUGAACACAAUUGAACACAGCGAUCGGAUUUUGUUUUUCAAGUCAAACUGGAUUUGUCAUUGGCGAUAUUAUUUCCAAUAGUCCUAGUCUCCCUGCCUGGUUAUUUUAGAGUUUCCCAGUAUUCUUCUACUAUAGCAAAGCAAGCUUUUUAAGACCAAACUGUCCAAAGCAGAAAAAACGAUUUUAUGUAUCGACCGACAAGAUGCCUUUAUAUCACAACACUUAAUGCCGGUUGUGAGACCUGAAUUAUCUUGCGAUCAACUCGUAACACACAGCGGCAUGUAAUAAUUUUCUUGUCUUCUUCUUCUUUUUGUUUUCAUUUAGUGUAUUGUCCGUAUGAUACAGAAUCAAUUCUCAUGAUCGCAUUGAUCAGUGUCUUGAUCCUUCAAGCUGCUAUUGCUCUGUCGGGUGUAAUAGAGUCUUCACAGUUACUUUGCUGUACUGUUGAAGUAAGUGUGAGAGUGUGUUAAUUUAAUUUAUGCGUAUUCAUAAUGACAACAGAAUUUGGCGCUUAAAACUUUGAGCCGUUACAGUGGGUGAGGUAAAAACUUUAAAUUUCCUUUUACUAAGACAAUUUUCGACAUCUCCCCUUCUGUUCUUGACAAAGGCCGUCAAGAAAAAACCAUACCGUCCACUCUCUCUAAAAAGGUAAAAUGCUUUUGAAGGAGAAUUUCUAGAGAUGAGGGAGCUUGAGCUGGAGUAUUAAAAGAGUUUGCUUUUCUAGGAACAGAACCGCUAAUUAGCCACACACUCAUGAUAUUUGAAGCAAAAUAACAACGAAACACAAACUUAUUACCUGUGGGUGUGUUACAAAAUGUCCAUUGCAAAGGUUCGACCUCUAGCAGGCCAAUAUUAGGAUAUGUCAGCGUGCAAAGAAAGUCGAGUCCGAUCGCCUGGGGCUAGCGGAUUUUGCUAUCGGACUAGAAAUAUUUGUUCUUAACUUGCCCGACGGGCAAGUGAAGUUUUUUGGGGAAAUUCAAAUUAGAGAAGGUUUGCACCCUGAAUUUUCACACCAGACCGGAUAAUCGGAUUGCCUUUCGCGAGGUGAUCGGGUAUAAUGUGAAUACCUAUCCGAUAUGUGACGCUCCCCUUUGGAAAUUAACGCGGCGCACCUUCGCUCCGUUGCAGAAAUCGCGCCCAAUUCAUGUGUGAAGAGAAACCCUAUCUGGCAUGGCUUUCGUGCCGGUGCAAAAGCUAUCGUGUAUGGCAUUGUGAAACAUAGCCUUUAGAGGAAUAAUGAAAUAUUAAAACAUUUAAUUAUGCAAUACUUUCCCUAUCUCUAGUUAGCUAGCUCUGAGUGGCGACAGACACACCGCUUGUUCUAAGCUGGUACUUGUUUCAUGUUUCACUCUUACAGACAACAUUAUUUUACAUGCAAAACUGACGUCGUUUAUACAAAAAUUAAAAUUUGCCCUUACAAAAGUGACGUCAUUUUCUUGUUCCAGUUUUUCGCAUGAAGCCACUUGUUAAAACGCAAGCUGCCAACAGUUGGAGCAACAACUUUUGCCAUUUUAAACAUCUUUGAAAAGUACUUUUCAAAACCAGCGCUAGGGCUUUAGUAGUCAAUGCUCUUGGUUUUUGGCCAUCUCAGUUUUAAAAGGAAUAACAUACAAACUGCGGUUACAAACAUCAGAAAUAACAAACGCACUGUAUAACUGACUUUUAUAAUAUCGAACUUGUCGUUUGGUAUGCUUCAACAUACAUCUUCAGAAGUGACCGUUAACAUGAGUAAGUAAUUAACGUGAAGGAAGUCAAGGUAGUCAAUAACCAAGUUUUGUUGGCAAAUGUGCUAUGGGACUGGAACUUUAAGAGAGUACAAAAGUUGACAAAAGCUAAGCUAAGGUUGAACGCUUUGAAACGGUUGUGAGCAAAUUGAUGUGUCGUUUAGCUCAUUCUUCCUAGUUAGUGUUUAUGUCUCUGUUUUCUAUUCAACUUAAGCUCAUUUAUGUAACUGAAAAAACUCAUUGUAUUCGGUUACCAAAGAUAACGAGAAUUAUCAAGACUCGGUUUGUGUGGUUAUCUGCUUCAGUCUUCCAAUAACAACCGCAGCAUUGAUAAUUCUUGUUAUUAUUCUCAACCUCACCUAAUUAUUGUCAGUCUGUAGUGGGUUAGUCAAUCGCCACAUGAUGGUAGAAAAGUUAGAACCCCUCUUUCAAAGGAGCCGACUGACCUGAUGAUCUGUGUUACGGCAGAAGCUCAGUACAUAUUCAGUGUCGGGAAUCGCUUAAGUUAAAAACGAAAACAUCCUCGGACUCUCUUAUUUGUGUCACUUCAGAGUUUUUCUGUUUCUGCCCGGGGGUUGGUGGUAAGGAAAGUUUACCUGCUGACUCGGAUUCCUGGAGCACGAAACUGAAAAUGAGCUUGCGCAAACUACCUCCACAAAACUGUCCAAAACUUGAACUUCGGCAUUUUCUCCUAGAGUCUUGCAACAACGGCGAAGAAAUGUACAAAAAGAGAUUUUAUUUUGAUAUCCUCGUUGCCGCCACCGCCGCCAUUGCUUAAUUAGGCUCUCUAAUGGAGAGCAGGAGGUGGAGGUGAAGUGAAAUAACAUGCCUCCCACCAAGAGCCAUUAUGACCCAUUACGGCUCUUGAUCCCACCAAUGUGGCACGACUUGCCGGAAUCCCCGGAUGUUGGUUGAGUGCAUUGUUGCGGGGUCUAGUCCUUGCUCCGAGAUAGAUCGGUUUCCCUUAAUUCGAAUUGGACUGUAACACACAAAACUUAUCAAGAGGGUUUUUAAGAGCUUGUAUGACGCUCGUGGGAAAACAGAUUACUUUUUUGAAACCAAAAUCUCUCUUUUUCAGGAGGAUCACGUGUCCGUUGUGUCAAUCGGGAAUUCAGCGCGGGAUCAAAGGAAACAGAGACUAAGAUCUGAGCGAGUUACCCAGAAACUUAAAAAAGAUGGAUUCUUUGCUGCAAGCUACGAUACUUCGUUUGAUGAUGCAUCAACUCGAUUCUAUGGUUUUAGGAACGGGAAAAAGAGCUACCGGGUGUGUGAACUAGGAACAACAGUCUGA
Molecule: messenger RNA, 6575 nt
Organism: Porites evermanni
Lineage: Eukaryota; Metazoa; Cnidaria; Anthozoa; Scleractinia; Poritidae
Source: the annotation of a GenBank genome assembly